GCAACCACAUAGCCAGCAUUCGAGCCACCCCGCCCACCAUGUCCAAGUCAGAGCUCAAAGACGAGAAGAAGAAGCGCAAGAGACAGGAGGACGGAGCUGUCGACGUGGCCAAAAAGUCCAAGAAAUCCAAGAAGUCUACUGAUGCUGCCGCCGAGGACCCGUCAGUUGGAGACGCAAGCAAGGAGAAGAAGGAAAAGAAAUCAAAGCAGGCGAAGAAGGGCGGCUCCAGCGAGGAUGCGGCGCCUGCUGCCGACGGCUUCAUAGCCUUCGACGACACGCCUAUGCCCGACGCAUUUGCCGGAGCCAUGAACGGCACCAUUUCUGGGGACGAGCGCAAGAAGGAGAAGAAGAAGGAAAAGAAGGAGAAAAGUUCAAAGAAGUCAAAGGACGCCGUUGAGGAUGAGGCCGAGAGCGCGAGUGUGGAGGCACCGGCGGAGAAGUCCAAGUCCAAGAAGGACAGGAAGUCCAAGGACAGCAAGGCAGACGCCGAUCCCGUUGAGAGCGCUGCCGCGGUCGACUCCUCGUCUGAAAAGAAGGACAAGAAAUCGAAGAAGGGCAAGAAAGAAAAGAAGGCGAAGAAGAGCAAAGGAGUGGACGAGGUUGCUGAGCCCAUGGAUGUAGAUGGCGCGGCCGAGGAGACUCCCGGCAAAAAAUCCAAGAAGGACAAGAAAUCGAAGAAAGAGAAGAAGUCCAAGAAUGACCCUGAGGAUGCCUCUGAAGAGGUAGAGUCAACGCCUGCAGCGAACGACACCGACGACCACGACGAGCAAGCAGAGGGCGAGGCGAAUGGCGCAGCGGAUGACGCCAGCCAAAAAGGUCCCUUCAUCGUCUUUGUUGGCAACCUCCCCUUUAGCACCACAAAAGAGCAGAUCGAAGAGCACUUCGCAAAGCUCAAGCCUUUCGAAGUCCGUCUUCGCACUUACAAGGAUACCGGAAAAUCUAUGGGCUGCGCCUUCAUUCAGUUUGAGCGCUUCGACCACAUGCAGACCGCGCUGCUAAAGUUCCAUCACUCCGUUAUUGAUGACCCCAAGAAGAAGGAGGGUCGCAAGAUCAACGUCGAGCUAAGUGCCGGCGGAGGCGGCAACACUGAAGCCCGCAUGGCGAAGAUCAACGCCAAGAACGAGAAGUUGGCGAACGAGCGUCAGCGCAACCAUGAGAAGCGCGCCGAAAUAGAGGGCAAGCAGGCAGAGCGCAAGGCGAAGAAGGAAUCGCAGAAGGGCAAGGACGGCAAAGACGGCGAGGCCGGUGGUGAAGGUGCAGCUGAGGAGCCAGAGAACGCCGGCAUUCACCCUGCGCGACUCGCGAUGUUGGCUCAGCCAGAGAGGCCGCAGAAACAGUUCAAGCCAAACAUGGGUAACGUGCCCAAAUGGAAAGGUGGGCCGCCCGCGAGGGGGCCUAAGAGGUACUGAGUCCGCCUAAAGAUGUAGGCGCAAGAUGUGAAGGCAUCAAAAGGAGUUUGGAUAGCCAUCGGCUUGCUUACAGCAAUUGAUCGCAUAUACG
Messenger RNA from Paraphaeosphaeria sporulosa, 1500 nucleotides. RefSeq names its product RNA-binding domain-containing protein. Gene Ontology annotation, molecular function: RNA binding. The coding region runs from base 39 to 1409 and encodes 456 amino acids. The transcript has 3 exons. The record is from RefSeq and is a predicted model, not a curated record. Lineage: Eukaryota; Fungi; Ascomycota; Dothideomycetes; Pleosporales; Didymosphaeriaceae.